AUGGCAGCAGGCGAUAUACCCCCAGGCCGUCCUGGCAACCUCACCUCAGAACAGGAGGAAAGUCUUCGUAAACUAUGGGCUUUAGUAUUGCGGAUCUGCAACGUCGGUGACGGUGAGCUUGACCACGACUUGCCGCAUAUUCAGGCCCGCUCCGCGUCCUCUGAGUUGGCAACUGAAAAGGCUAAGAAGAAGAAGCCUUCUUUCUUUAGUCGCCGCGGCAACAUAGCCUCUCACAAUGAGACGGCUGAUUCUCCCAUUUCUGAGGUAGCGGCUGCUGGAAAUCCCGACUUCGACGAUAAGUACGGACAAAAUAAACAGUUUCAUGAAACCAUCGCGCGCCAAUCUCCCGAAUCUAUCCGGGAUACAAUAUGGAGCAUGGUGAAGCAUGAUGACCCCGAUGCCCUACUUUUGAGAUUCUUGAGAGCUCGCAAAUGGGACGUGGAGAAGGCACUGGUGAUGCUCAUCUCCACCAUGAAUUGGAGGGCGAUGGAGAUGCACGUUGAUGAUGACAUCAUGAAACAUGGAGAAGCCGCCGCAGUAGAAGCCGAGACCAGCGGCGAUGAGUUUUCAAAGAAGCUGGGUCACGGUUUUCUAGCACAGAUGCGCAUGGGUAAAAGCUUCUUGCACGGUUCUGACAAGGAAGGUCGGCCGAUUUGUUUCGUGAGGGUUCGACUCCACCGACAGGGCGAGCACGCCGAGGAAGCCCUGGAAAGGAAUACCGUUUAUAUCAUAGAAACGGCCCACGAUAAUAUUCGACAUGACGGGCUUCUCGCUGGCCAACAUGAUCGUCUCCUAGAGACGAGGCGAGGACUUGUCGAGGAAUAUGAGCGUGCGACCCAGAGUUGGGCACAGAGCGCCACUCCUGCCGAAGCCCAAGGCCACCAAGCGGCGCGGGCAACAACCGCUGAGAGGCUUCGGACAAAUUAUUGGGAGCUAGACCCAUAUCUAAGGGCUCGCUCACUCUAUGAUCGACUUGGAAUGAUCAAGAGCGGCGGUAUGAUUGAUCUUUACCCAGCUGCAGCGGGCACUAGCGCUAGCGUUGUGGCUCACGAACCCUCCGCAGAUGAUGUGGACUAA
Parascedosporium putredinis is the source of this 1077-nucleotide messenger RNA. NCBI's taxonomy places the organism in Eukaryota, Fungi, Ascomycota, Sordariomycetes, Microascales, Microascaceae. The record is from the annotation of a GenBank genome assembly.